AAUUAGUCUUGACAUGGAAGCCACUCAUCGAUUUUGAAUGCUUCAAGGAGCCAAAUCAAUUAAACCCUUGUUCUUUGAUUAACCUCUUUAUCUCUUGUGAAAGGGACAAAGCAUAAGAAAAGAAGAUAGUGGAUGGACACCCUCUAGAUUAGAUUUAAGCCCAUUAGUUUAUCUUUAACUUCAUUUUGCUUUCUUUCUUUUUGACAGAGCUCAUAAAAUAUUUGAGAGAUGAAACAGAAAAUGGGGACUCACAAGUUCAGAUUUUCAGACAUGAUGCCUCAUUCAUGGCUCUAUAAGCUCAAAGGGAUGAGCAGAAGUAGCAGAAAACACCAUCUUUCUUCUCCCAAACAUCUCUCCUCCGCUGAUGCUUCUUCCUCAAGAAAGCUCCGGGACCCUCUUCGACGUCUUUCUUCGACUGCUCAUCAUCCUCAAGCUUCUAAUUCACCUCCCAAAUCUUCUUCUUUCAAGAGAAAAAUCAAACGUAAAACCGUUUACAAGCCUUCCUCAAGGCUCAAGCUCUCUACCUCUUCCUCUCUAAAUCAUCGCUCUAAGUCAUCAUCCUCUGCAAAUGCAAUCUCCGAUUCCGCCGUUGGAAGCUUCUUAGAUCGUGUAUCAUCUCCUUCUGACCAAAACUUUGUACAUGAUCCUGAACCGCAUUCAUCAAUUGACAUUAAGGACGAGCUCUCUGUGAGGAAGCUUGAUGAUGUGCCUGAAGAUCCUUCAGUUUCACCAAACUUGAGUCCUGAGACUGCAAAGGAACCACCCUUUGAGAUGAUGACACAGCAGAAACUGAAGAAACCGAAAGCUCAUUCGUCAGGGAUAAAGAUUCCCACGAAGAUCGUGAGAAAGAAGAAAAAGGAAAGAACGUCCCAGGUAUCGAAGAAAAAGGGGGUUGUAAAGAGCUUUGCGAUAGUUCUGUCUUCGGUGGAUCCUGAGAAAGAUUUCAGAGAAUCCAUGGUUGAGAUGAUUAUGGAGAACAAGAUGAGGGAACAGAAAGAUCUGGAAGAUCUUCUAGCAUGUUAUCUUUCAUUGAAUUCGAGCGAGUAUCAUGACGUUAUCAUCAAGGCUUUCGAGAAUACAUGGUUACAUUUGACUCAAGGACUCUCUAUCUCUCUCUGAGUACAUCAUGCAUGGUUACAUGUUCCAAUCUUCUCCAUUUUUGUAUAGUUUCAGUUGUUAAUAUUACAGAGGAGUGUGUUCUGUUUUGGGCUCACCCAUGUUCCAUCCACCUCUGAACAUAAAACAUUGCUUAAAAUAAUCACACAAUUCAAUCUCUGAAAAAAUCUCCGGCGAUUUGCACCACCGUCCGUCCUCUUUCUCAAAGUCAAACCUUCCAACACGCUCAGAGGGUUUCCGUUGGUUUGCUAAAUAUACAACUUGCUGGAGAUUGGUUAAUGGUUCAGGUUGGGAGAGAGAUCUAAGGCUAGUGGGAAUAGCCUCUCUGAUUAACAAGGGUUCAAAGACUGUCUCAGUUCGAAAAGUGUUAAGUCUUACACUCAUGUCACCUGAAAUGCAAAACGAAGACUCCUCUGCUCCAACUUUCACCAUCACCGUUGUAACGAUUGGCAAAAACAAAUAUAAUUCUCAUUGCUUCUGACUUGUGAUGCAAAAUUCUAAAAAUUGGUUUUAUAACCUUUUUCACAAUGCG
Messenger RNA from Arabidopsis thaliana (thale cress), 1648 nucleotides. RefSeq names its product ovate family protein 3 (gene OFP3). Lineage: Eukaryota; Viridiplantae; Streptophyta; Magnoliopsida; Brassicales; Brassicaceae. The transcript has a single exon. The record is from RefSeq and is marked reviewed. Gene Ontology annotation, molecular function: DNA binding. Bases 229 to 1119 code for a protein of 296 amino acids. Gene Ontology annotation, cellular component: nucleus. Gene Ontology annotation, biological process: negative regulation of DNA-templated transcription.